AGUACGUCUGAACUAUGACGACUCUACAACAGAUUUAUCCAUGGGAUCCCCAGCGGUGAUGGUGAUACAAGGCUGAUAAUACAUUCUGUAUAUAUAAAUAGAUAAUGUGUAUGACACUUAAAAUGAUCAAUCAGACGGAAGAAGAUUUAGUCCAAACUACUUCCUAACUCAUGAUGUUUGUGUAAGAGUGUGAUAAAAGAUUGAGGAGUGUAAUGUUCAUUAAAAUGUUGCUGCGAUAAGUUAUAUCAUGUUCACUUGAAGGAAGUAAAAAUGAAAGACAUUUGUGUUCUCUUUAACUGUGAAGAUGUCGAAGACUUUGCUGGAUACCUUGAAGAGUUAUUUCUUAAAGGAAAUUCAGAAUUAAAGAUAAACUUUCAAAAUAUCGGAGAGAUUAUUGAUUUGACAGAAUUAUCUACAUACAAAUUGGUAGUAAUAUUAUGUAGUCCUUGUAUGAUAGAAUUCUUUGACAGCGAGUCAGAAAUAGAAAGAUUUCAAAAAAUAUUGGUGAAUCACCCGUGCAUAAUUUGUCUGCAGUAUUACGUAGAAAAUGAUGAUAUCUCACGCCUUCAAACUGCAUUAGCAGUUGACCCAAAAAGUUGGAAACUAUUUCAGAGUCUUGAAACUAAACAGGAAUGUACUGAAACUAUAGCCAGUAUUUUCGAAGUUCUUGAGGAACAGUCUCGUGUGCCGGAAAUAAUAGUGAAGCCUUUACCGAAGAAAAGACAUUUAAGAAAAUCGAAGCGAUCCGCUAAAAUUGUCCCAAACUGUGUGUACAAGGCAAACGAAAAUGUUGCGAUUAUAUUCCAGAAACCACCAGGUGGCACUGUUCAGGUCUCGUUCAACGAAUUUGAUAAGAUAGUUGACGCAAAAGAGUCAAUAAAUGAAUAUACAUAUCUUUUCCGGGUACCAUCAUUACCAAAAUCUGGAGACGUACGGAUAUCGUUAUUAUGUGAUAGUGAGAAAACAGCGGAUUGUGUUCUGAAAAUUGUGAAGCCUAAUCUAGCUGCUUACGAAUGUUUAGACUUUUUAGCACAAGUGUUAGGUGUGGAUGCAAAUGAAAAACAAGUUUUAGACAGUAAAUUGUUAGAAUUAUUCGACAAAAGUAUUCCUAGCGAUGGAACAUUGUCUGAACUGAUGAAAGUUCAGGCUCAGGACAUGCCCUUUCAAGAACUAAUCGAAAGUGACCAGGAGAUACCAACAUUACUACAUUUUGCAGCCAAGCAUGGAUUAGAGGAUUUUACAUGCAAUAUCUUAGACACCCCAGGUUCUAGUGCCGCCUUUCAAAUAGAAAACAAAGAAGGACACGACCCGGCUGAUCUUGCCGAAUUAAACGGUCAUGUAGAUCUAGCUGAACAUAUGAGAACACAUUUUGAAACUCAAACUAUGGUUGAUUAUAUACAUUUGGCUAUGGAUAACAACUACUCUAACCAAGAAGAGCUUGAAAGAGAUCGGAAUCAGGCAAUAGAAAACUCAAGAAGCAAAAGUAUUAAAACCAUACCAACGCAAGAGAGAAUUCAAUUAGAACAAAAGUCCUCGACUAUGCCAAGACCAAUUCGAUCUGUACCCCUUCCUCCUGAACCUACAGAAGAAGAAGAACAAUAUGGUGGAAUGAAACCAGAUGAAUUCAUGGGUAUUAGUUCUAAGCCUAUUCAAACAGCAUCAACAUUAGGAUCUUCAACUCAUGAUGAACUAAUAGAAAUUGGCAAUGCCGUUAAGAAUGGCGAGUUUACCGUAGACGAAGCUGAAAGGCUGUACUCUUCCUGGGUGGAUAGAAAUAAGGCUGCUCAAUCGAAAUCGCUGAAGGAGCGACAACACGCAAUAGAAGAACUCAGAAACCAGUACCAAACAGUCUUUAAACCAGAAAAGCAACAGCAACAGCGACAAAGCAUUUUUACAAAAUUAAAACAGAAAGUUUCUCCAAGAAAGAAAACCCCAGCCGAGGAAAUAUAUGUAAUGCAAAUCACGCAUCCUUCUGUGGGUAGAGAUCGUAAGGCACACACUCUAGGACGGGAUAGCACUAUAAGUAAUUCAAGCUCAUCAAGUGGAGGAUCAAGAGGCAGUACAAUGAGUACCCAAUCGGAUUGGAGAGAUAGCAGUUUAGGAAGCAUGCACGAGGAGAGUGCAUCUGACAGUGAUUGUAUUGAUUGUAGUGUAGAUAAAUCCAAACUUUCAGAGGAAACACCAGUAUAUGAAGUACAGAGACGACAAUCUGAACCAACAGAGAUUUUAAACAUCCGCAGAAGUGCAGAAAAACGAAUAUCCCUGAAAGACCAAUUUUUGGAAAAAGUAAAAAGAGAGGAAGACGCAUCACCGAUGUUACCUCCGCGGUCGUCAGAUACCUUCAAACCUUCGGUGAAUGUAACGCCACCUCCUCCAGUUAGAAAUCGACCACCUCUUCCGUUACCAAAUUCAGAUUAUGGCAAACCGGCAUAUUCCAAAGCACAACGACCUCCUCCAUCUACCGGUCGACCUCUUCCAAAUAUACCUACAAACGAUGAUCAAAACAAUGGAAAUAAACCACAAUUACCUAGUCCAAUUUCAAAACGGCCACCCGCACCAAUUCCGAGUAACACGAGACCAGCAGCUCCAUUGCACAAACUGCCACCUAGACCACCAAAAAAGAUGUCAUGAAUAGAUUGAUAUUGAGAAAGUGUGAUAAAUAUAUAUAUGUAUAUAUAUUUAUGUGUGAUAACAACUUGUUGAGAUAACUCGGGGAAGGGAGGGGCACUUUAGUAAUUUUCGUAAAGAUAAGCAGCUGUGAUACCAGUACCCAACCUGCUCAUAUAUGUUAAAUAACAGAAAAAUCCUAACCUUUCAGAUAUUUUUUGACAAAUAGUGUAGCUAUCAGGAUAACGCUAUUUCUUGUAGUGACAUUUAGAUUUGACAAAUAGCUAAUGUAUUUCCGACUAGUUUAAAAUACAUCUUUGAAAAAAAUCUAAAUUUGUUUCAGAAACUUUUAUGUGAUCAACAAUCCUAUAUAUAAGUUGUAUAUUCCAACUUAAAUUCUCAAUCUGCAAUAAAUUUUUAAACUCGAAAAAGGAAUUUAUUCCAGCGGGGAUCUUCACUUCAACUCAUUACAUGAGAGAUGUCCCCCUCCCGCUGUGCCAUACAUUUAACAUGUCAUACUCCAAAUGGCAUUUUCUGGAAAGACUAAUAAGUCUGAAAAAAGUAUUUAUCACAAUAUAAUUAUUGUUAUAAUAAAUUAUCAAAAUACAUUUCCAUAAAUUGAGAGAUUAAUCAGAGUGUAGUAUUCUGAUGUUAUUGAAUCAUUUCGUGAAAUAAUAAUUAAAUUCAUUUAUAAAUGUAAUAUAAACUAUUGUCUUACCUGGAAAAUAUGUAGGACUCAAAUCUAUAGCAGAUUUCUAAUCUAUAGCAAUGUGACAUUAAAACGUCAAACAAAUCAAAUCUAUGGCAGAUUUUUGCUUUCUCUAAAUCUAUGGCAGAUCUUUCAAAUGCAUAAUUGGGAAAUAGUAUCAUAACAUCACAAUUGAAUUAAGUCAUAUUACAUCGUCGUCAUAAAAGCUCAAGCACAUCAAACGAAUGUAAAACAACUAUCAUAUUCCUGACAGGUUCAGAUAAGAUAUCAAAAUUUUCUAGGGAACUGAAUAAGAUUUGUUUAGUAAUUUGUACAGAAAGGUUUUUGUUCAAGAUUUGUCUGCUGAAGAAAAGUUGAUUUCAUUCUCAAUCUACCACCGUCAUCACAAUUGAAUAAAUUGGGGUCCUACGUGAAAAAGUAUUAGACAUUAGGAUUCCGUCAUUAAAUGAAAGUGUAUAUAUGUGUGAAUUUUCAGUUAUAUUGUAUACUCAUUUAAUUUGUACUUGUCACAAAAUUACUGUUUGACAUUUUUAAUUAUAUAUAAUAACGAUACAUAUUUUCAAAAAGUACUGUGACUAAUCUUAAAUCAUUUGAAAGAACAGCCAUAGAGAAAAACAAUUGUGUAACAGUCUAAUGAAUAAGUAGAGUUUAGAUAUAACCAUUGUUUUUUUUUUAUUCAAAUGAAUUUUGCUAGUUUGCAUAAUAGUUGAUACUUGAGAGAGAAAAUCUUCAUUUAUAUCUUUACUUUUUAUUUUGUAUUUUUAGUGUGAGAAUGAACGAUAUUUGUACAUUAUAUCAAUAAAGAAUUGAGCUUAA
This is a messenger RNA of Mytilus trossulus (common blue mussel), 4132 nucleotides long. RefSeq lists its product as uncharacterized. The coding region runs from base 271 to 2631 and encodes 786 amino acids. Gene Ontology annotation, molecular function: fibroblast growth factor receptor binding; transmembrane receptor protein tyrosine kinase adaptor activity. Lineage: Eukaryota; Metazoa; Mollusca; Bivalvia; Mytilida; Mytilidae. The transcript is spliced from 15 exons. Gene Ontology annotation, cellular component: cytosol. The record is from RefSeq and is a predicted model, not a curated record.